Emys orbicularis (European pond turtle) is the source of this 438-nucleotide messenger RNA. Its product is annotated as histone H2A-beta, sperm-like. The transcript has a single exon. Gene Ontology annotation, cellular component: nucleosome; chromatin. Gene Ontology annotation, molecular function: protein heterodimerization activity; DNA binding; structural constituent of chromatin. Gene Ontology annotation, biological process: heterochromatin formation. Bases 1 to 438 code for a protein of 145 amino acids. Lineage: Eukaryota; Metazoa; Chordata; Testudines; Emydidae. The record is from RefSeq and is a predicted model, not a curated record.
AUGUCUGGACGUGGAAAGAAAAAUGUGGUGGCUGCAAAACCUGCAGUUUUAUCAAGAAAAACAAAGUCAGCGAAGGCUGGUCUGCAAUUCCCAGUGGGUCGUGUCCACCGGCUUCUCAAAAGAGGGAACUAUGCUGAGAGAAUAGGUUCUGGUGCUCCAGUUUACCUGGCGGCCGUGCUGGAAUAUCUGACUGCUGAGAUAUUGGAACUGUCAGGAAAUGCUGCCCGUGAAAACAAGAAAAGCAGGAUUGGGCCACGACACAUCCAGCUGGCCGUGAGGAAUGACGAAGAGCUGAACAAGCUGUUUGCCGAUGUGACUAUUGCUGAAGGAGGAGUUAUGCCCAACAUCCUUUCCCAGCUUCUUCCCAAGAAAACUCUUAAAGAUCCUUUACCAAGAGGGGAUGCUACUGCUUCCCAGGAAGAAGCCAGUAACCACUGA